Nicotiana tabacum (common tobacco) is the source of this 1132-nucleotide messenger RNA. The record is from RefSeq and is a predicted model, not a curated record. NCBI's taxonomy places the organism in Eukaryota, Viridiplantae, Streptophyta, Magnoliopsida, Solanales, Solanaceae.
CUAAUCGUGCCGAUGUUUGUUCCAUUUUGCUGAGGCUGUUAUAUAUACUAAGUCGAGUGAAAGUCUUUCAAAAGACAAUUAACAAACUUGUGAAAUGGCUACUCCUUACCAACCUCUGUUUCGAGAGACACCCAAGCAAAAUCCCAUAAUCAGCUGCAAGAUCCUCACUUUUGUCAUAACCUUUGUUGUUGCUCUCUUCUCAGUUGUUUUUCUUGUUGCUCCAUAUCAAUUUGAGCUUGAGCAUUCUAAAAUAUCAUCUUUACCUGCUCCACAACUAUGUGAGUCUGCACAAGACUCCCAACUCUGCCUCAGUUAUGUCUCUGAAUUAGUAUCCAAUGGAAUUGUUACAUCUGAUUCACAUGGAGUUGCUGUUCUGCAAAAAUUCCUAGUGAAAUAUGUCCAUCACAUGAACAGUGCAAUUCCAGUGGUUCACAAGAUCAGAAACCAGAUCAAUGACAUUAGUCAAAAAGGAGCUUUAGCUGACUGUCUUGAGCUCCUUGACCUGUCAAUUGAUUUAGUGACUGACUCAAUUGCAGCACUUGGUAAAACAAGAAGCCAUUUGGCACAUGCCAAUGCACAAGUCUGGCUAAGUGGGGUGCUUACUAACCACGUCACAUGUUUAGAUGGGCUUGAUUCCCUAAGUAACACUGCUUCAACUGGAACAAUUCUUGAAGAGUUGAUCUCAAGAGCCAAAACUGCUUUGGCAAUUCUUGCUUCUGUAACAACUGAUCCAAAUGAGGAAGUUUUCAGGCCUCUUUUAGGGAAAAUACCAUGGGUAAGUUCAAGUGACAGGAAGCUAUUGGAGAGUUCAGCAAAGGACAUUAAAGCUAAUGCAGUGGUAGCACAAGAUGGAUCAGGGGAUUAUCAAACACUUACUGAAGCAGUUGCUGCAGCACCAGAUAAGAGCAAGAACCGAUACGUGAUCUACGUCAAGAAAGGAACCUACAAAGAAAAUGUAGAGGUGACUAAGAAGAAAAUGAACUUGAUGAUUGUUGGCGAUGGCAUGAAUUCUACCAUUAUCACUGGUAGCCUUAAUGUUGUGGAUGGAUCAACCACCUUCCGCUCUGCCACUCUUGGUAAGUCUUCAGUUUAUCAGACUACUUAUUCCUUUUUCCUUAUUUGGUCAAAUUAG